AUGCACAUAGAGGAAGAAAACCAGUCAGAUAGGGAAAUAACAAACCAAAUACCAGUAACAGCUUUCUCUAAAACAUCUAAAAAAGAAAAUACAAAUAAAACAAAGCUUAAGGACAAGAAGUUCAAAGAAGAUCAAGAAAUUUCUCUAGAAGAUAUACUUGAUGAUA
Messenger RNA from Cetraspora pellucida, 166 nucleotides. NCBI's taxonomy places the organism in Eukaryota, Fungi, Glomeromycota, Glomeromycetes, Diversisporales, Gigasporaceae. The record is from the annotation of a GenBank genome assembly.